This is a messenger RNA of Arabis nemorensis, 369 nucleotides long. NCBI's taxonomy places the organism in Eukaryota, Viridiplantae, Streptophyta, Magnoliopsida, Brassicales, Brassicaceae. The record is from the annotation of a GenBank genome assembly.
AUGGGCUGGAUUGUUAAAGAUUCAGAAGGAAUCACCAAGACAACAGGCUCGCAUCGGUACUGUUUCGUUCCAUCCGCUCUAGUGGCUGAAGCUCUAGACCUUAAGCUAGCUUUAUCUGCAGCUCACACAAACGGUAUCUCUACCAUCCAAGUCUUUUCAGACCCAGAAAUUCUCAUCAACACCCUACGUUCGGGUGAGGUUGUGAACGAGAUUGCAGGCAUUUUACAUGAUGUUAGAGGCCUUGUAUUUCUGUUCUCUUCCAUCUCUUUUUAUUUUAUUUCCAGAUCAGCAAACUUAGAAGCUGAUUCGUUAGCCAAGGCGGCUUUGUCAAACUCUCACCCUUUUUGGGGUCCGUCUAGUUUGAAAUGA